AAGUCAGAGAACAGAUCAAAGAAGAAACUCUCUAAGAUCCACUGCUCAGCUCUGGCGUACAUGCUGCAGAUGUCAGAGGAGGUUCUGGAUGAGUUGGACCUGAAGAAGUACAAAACAACAGACGCGGGACGACGAAGACUGAUUCCAGCUGUGAGGAACUGCAGAAAAGCUCUACUUUCUGACUGUGGACUCUCAGAUACUCACUGUGAAGUUGUGGCCUCAGCUCUGAAGUCCAACCCCUCCCAUCUGAAAGAGCUGGACCUGAGUGAAAACUACAACCUGAAGGAUUCAGGAGUGAAGCUGCUGUUUGCUGGAUUGGAGAGUCCAAACUGUAGACUGGAGACUCUGAGGUCUUCUUCUUCCAUCCACAUCACUGUGCCACCCGCCCACUUGACCACCAUGGGGUCUAGAGCCUUUCUAGAGCCGCUCUGCCCCCUGCCUCUGGAACUCCCUCCCACCAGACAUCCGUAA
Messenger RNA from Sebastes umbrosus (honeycomb rockfish), 471 nucleotides. Its product is annotated as ribonuclease inhibitor-like. NCBI's taxonomy places the organism in Eukaryota, Metazoa, Chordata, Actinopteri, Perciformes, Sebastidae. Bases 61 to 471 code for a protein of 136 amino acids. The transcript has 3 exons. The record is from RefSeq and is a predicted model, not a curated record.